AUAUAUAUAUGGCACAAGAUGCACAGUUCAAUUUGUGUUAGUUUAUAUUCGAAUGUCUUCACUAUUAUUCUAUAAUGUGAAAAAAUACUAAUAGUAUAGAAUAAGGAUGUGUGUCCACACUUUUAAAUGGUACCAAAUAAAAAAUUUUUUGCAGUUGUUUAUGCGUGCAUGUGUGUGAGUGGCUCAUGCCUUGAGAUAGAGUCAUGAACGUAUAAUGUAUCAGUGUUUUCCUGGGCUACAGUCCAGCAAGUGUAUGCGGCUGGGUGAGUGAGAGAGAGAGAGAGAGAGAGAGAGAGGGUACACAGUGUGUUGGGGGGCUUUGGCUGUGCAACUAAGUAUAAAUAUUUCACCCCCUUCUCCAGUUCCCUUUUGUUCAUCAUCAUAGUGGCUCGAGGGCCAACCCUUUUAAUCCACAGCUGAACGAAUGAAAGCGAGAGAGGAAAGGAAGAGCACGUGAAGGAGAGACAGAUAUUAACGGAGACAGAUUAGCCCCAUUAAGUUUUGCAGAAUGUGAAAGGAAUGAGAGUAUGUUCUUUUAAAAAUAUUAUUAUGUGAUGUAAAGAGGAGACAAAAUCUGAAAAAGAAGAGGAUGAAAAAUUAAUGUGAGUAUAAAAAAAAUUUCUGCAAUAGUAAAAGUGUGAAUUUGUGUGUUGUGAGGCUAAUGUUGUCUUUUGUUUGAAAUGAGUCACAGCGUGUGUUUCCUGAUCUUGAGAAAAAGGAUGUCACGAUUCAGGGAAGGCCUUAAAGAGGAUGAAUCUGGAAAGAAGAACCCUAAGAUGUCUCAAAAACACAAGAAAAAGGAGGCUGAAAAUAAGGACAAUGCAGUGAUAUCAAAGGAUAGGCUCCCUCUGAUUGGUUCAUCAAGAAAUAAAUCUGCAGCGUGGCCCUCUCUAUCCACUCCUCAGGCCGAAACGAGGAAACGCGGCCAUCCUCCCAUCUCAUCUGCAGCUCCUGACAGCAUGACACCCUGGGACGGCUCCUCCCACUCUGAGUCGUCCUUUACCAGUUUUCCCCCUCCAGUUUCACCCCUGCCUCUUGCCCACUCGAAGCCAAUCACAGCACCAUAUCCUCCGCCCCAACCACCCCCUCCUCAAAUCACAAACACUGAACCUGGGAAUAGUCAGAGUGCCAGGGUAAAGCGCAAGCCGCUCCCACCAAGACACCCCUCUAGACCUCCCCGUUUGCCCCCUCUGAGGCAAGUCACAAAUCUUAGCUUUUCUCGUAGCUUCACGUUUUCGUUUUUUGAGCUGCCGGUUCACCAGUCUGCACGGAGCAGAGCGGAGCGCCUCAGAGAUCUCACUGUGUUGCUGAGGCAGUUUCAAUACUGAGGAAAAACAUGGUACUGAGAGAGCGCAUCUAGGGCAGAAAUGCAUCAUGUGGAAAAAAAAAAUUCACAUUUAUGCUUAAUUUUAUUUUUAUUAUAGAUAGAUGGAUUAUGUAAAAUGUAAAAACAUAAAUAUAACAAAUUUUACAUUAUCAAAACUUUCUAUAUGUACUGACCAAUGAAGUAAUGGAAAUUCCCCAACUUGUGUUUGUUGUUUUUGUUACUUUUUUAAGGCUGUUAAAUGUAUAUUUAGAGUGUGUGUGGGUGUGAUGCUGUACAACCUUUUUUGCCUUCUGAUUUUAAGCACUGUCGACACUUAUAUAAACCAGUGGAACACAGAGUUGCAGAUAAUAACCGUGGUGUUUAUUAUGUAGGAUGGAGACAGCAUUUGUGAUGAAUUAUAUAUGAUGUAACAUUAUAAAUCUGACCUUUAAACAACAGAAAGCAAUGAAAAUAUUUAAGGAGAGAAAUUCAACUGAGAAACGUUCCGCAGGUGGCCUGUGGUUUUGUUGAGCUAUUUACCUCAUGUGCACAGGGAUAAUAAAGUGGUUUCCUCUGGACUCACAAGAAAGUUUUUGGUGAAAUCUCUACACAAGAUGGACAAUCAAAGAUGUUCAGAGAGUGAGAAUUUCAAUCCCAAUCCCAUUUAUGGUUUGAAUGAAGCACAGCUAGAUAUCCUGGGACAGCGCAGGUGGAAGGCACAUCGGACAAUUUGGGCAAAGCUGAAGGAGGAGCGCUGGUGUUCAGGUCCAAGGCUGAAGAGCAGCUUCCUGUCUAUUGCACCUCUCUUGUCAUGGCUGCCACGGUACUCACUCAGGAAAAAUGCUAUUGGAGAUUUGAUCUCAGGAAUCAGUGUGGGAAUCAUGCAUCUUCCACAAGGGAUGGCUAAUGCUUUGUUGGUUGCAGUUCCUCCAGUGUUUGGUCUGUAUUCGUCCUUCUACCCUGUUCUCAUCUACUUCAUGUUUGGAACAUCCAGACACAUCUCUGUGGGUACUUUUUCUGUCCUUUCCAUCAUGGUUGGUACGGUGGCUUGUGAUGUUGCUGGCAGCAGCGGAGCAGAGAGUGAUGAGAUUGAGGCUGAAAGUGCUAGAGUUGCCUUUGCAGCUCAGUUGACCUUUCUGUGUGGACUGAUACAGAUUGUGCUGUAUGUGCUGCGUUGUGGAGGGGUGUGUCGGUGGUUGUCUCAGCCGUUGGUCAGUGGAUACACUAUGGCAGCUGCUGUCCAUGUGACUGUUCAUCAGCUGCCUUUACUGAUGGGCAUCUCCAUAGUCAGACACAGAGGCGUCUUUGCUGUCUUCAGGAUGUUUUCAAACAUUGUGAGUGGAAUCAGGAGAGUGUUACUGGCAACACUGGUAGUGUCCCUUGUCUCCCUGGUGAUACUUGUUGGUGGAAAGAUGGUGAAUUCACGUUGGAGCUCUCGGUUUCCCAUCCCAUGGGAGUUGGUACUGAUUAUCUUUGCCACUGUGUCGUCAGUGCUGUUUGAUCUGUCCGGUCAGUAUGGAAUACAGAUUGUUGGACCCAUACCAACCGGGUCAGCACAGUGUUGGAUUUUCUUUACAAAGCUAAUUAGCAGGAAGUAUUUAGGUGCUAAACUAAUUCUUUCUUUGUUUACCUCUAAGCUCUCACCUCCCUCCCUUCCAUGGUUUUCUGUCUCUCAGGAGCUGUUAUUGACAGCUCUUGCGUUGGCAGUGGUGGGCUAUGGUUUCCAAGCUUCAUUGGGCAUGAUGUUUGCUCAUAAACAUGGGUACCCCUUUCACAGCAACCAGGAGCUGUUGGCUAUGGGUCUGUGUAACUCCAUAGGCGGGAUGUUCCAGUGCUUUCCAGUAAGCGGAUCCAUGUCUCGCAGCACAGUACAGGAGAGUACAGGCGGACAAACUCAGGUUUCUUCUCUGGUGUCUGCGCUGAUAAUUCUUUUGAUCUUGUUGAAGUUUGGCCCCCUUUUUCAGCAGUUACCAAAGACAGUUUUGGCUGUCAUUAUUAUAGUGAAUCUGCAAGGGGUUUUUGCACAAGUCAAAGAUGUCCCUAAACUUUGGAAUACAGACCGCUUGGACCUGGUAGUGUGGGUAGUGACACUAUUCAGUGCCUUGGUGUUUAAUCUGGACCUGGGGCUUGGCAUUGCAAUUGUUUUCUCUCUGUUUACCAUCAUCUUCAGAACACAGCAGCCCAGAUCUGCUGUUCUUGGGCAUAUUGCUGGCACAGACUGUUACAGGGAUCUGGAGAAAUACUCAAAGGCACACCAGAUCCAUGGAGUGACUGUGUUUUCCUGUUGUAAUCCACUUUACUAUGCCAAUGCAGACCAGACCUUCACAUUACUCAAACAGACAAUAAGCAAUGACAUUAAUGAGAAUCCUGAAGUAAGACCUCCAGACCAGCAGGGGGCUCAGAGUGCACAGCACUGCGUUAUUCUGGAGCUAGGUGGCGUCACCUUCAUGGACUCAGUGGCCAUAGGCUCAUUCAAAUCAGUGCUUCAGGAUUUUAAGAACACGCAGACCUUGUUUUUCUGUGCAUCAUGUCCAGAUGGUCUGCUAUCUCAGAUGAAGAAUCAUGGUUUUGUUCCAGAUUUUCUGUCUCUUUCUUCAUUUUUUCCUUCAGUUCAUCAUGCAAUCCUUUACUACCAGGGCCUACAGAACACAGGCACAGAAGUUACUGAGCUGUGACCUUUAAUGACCUCCCUUUCUGAACGAUGAACUCAGCAAAUACAUGAACUUGCAAAACUCAAAGAAUCCGGAGCAAAAAAAAUCUCAAAGAAUUUGGAGCAACUGUGUGCAUUUAUUUGGAUUUAAGGUGAUGUGCGGCAACAGAUGCUUGUCGGCUAUUGAAUGUUAAAUUAAAAACUGACACCGUGGUCAGAAUUUUCUUAUGCCAAUGACUUGUGUCAGCUUUUACCUCUGUAUUUUGCUUUUUUAUUUACUUGGUUGUUGAUUUGUUCUGCUUUGCAUUAUUCUACUUUUAGAUUAGAUGGAUGCUCAAAUAUAAAGUAUCUUCAAAAAUUUGUAAUGCAGGCCUGUGCAUAUGAAAUCUCCUAGAUUCUUAACAUAUAUUUCAUUUUACAGACCAAUUUGGUUUGGUGAUAUUGAAAUAAAAUAUGUAGUAAAAUAAAUAAGACUGUAAAAUAAAAUAUGUACAAAUAACAACAUAGAAACAUGUUUGGAAAAUAAUUAUUAGCACUCUGGUCAACAAAAGACAACAGAAUUUAACAGAAUCACAAUAAAAUCUGCACCAACUCAGUACAAUUCUGUAAGUAUACAUGAAGUGCACACGUGCAUUGCUGAAAUGUUCUUGUACCCCCAGUGAAUUGAACCAUAAAUGUUAUUAGUAGAGACUUUGUUCUCUGGGCAGGUGUUGGGGAGAGGCCACAUUAAUAUUUAAUAAGCUUGUUUCUCUUACACGUUUACUGAAGACAUACUAUAAGCCUCUAUUUUAUAUUUAAAGCUGAUCAUAUCAGAAACAGAAGCAUUUUUAGUAUUUUCGGGUAAAUAAAACGGUACUCCAAUUGAGGACAUCCCAAAUUUCACCAAAGGAAUGUUUUGUCAGUAUUACCUACUAUGCUAA
This is a messenger RNA of Cyprinus carpio (common carp), 4876 nucleotides long. RefSeq names its product solute carrier family 26 member 6 (gene slc26a6.1). The record is from RefSeq and is a predicted model, not a curated record. Gene Ontology annotation, biological process: transmembrane transport. Gene Ontology annotation, molecular function: oxalate transmembrane transporter activity; chloride transmembrane transporter activity; bicarbonate transmembrane transporter activity. Gene Ontology annotation, cellular component: membrane. NCBI's taxonomy places the organism in Eukaryota, Metazoa, Chordata, Actinopteri, Cypriniformes, Cyprinidae.